Aspergillus thermomutatus is the source of this 2148-nucleotide messenger RNA. RefSeq names its product putative mitochondrial respiratory complex I chaperone (Cia84). The transcript is spliced from 3 exons. The coding region runs from base 1 to 2148 and encodes 715 amino acids. The record is from RefSeq and is a predicted model, not a curated record. Lineage: Eukaryota; Fungi; Ascomycota; Eurotiomycetes; Eurotiales; Aspergillaceae. Gene Ontology annotation, molecular function: protein binding.
AUGGCACCACCAGCCAAUACUCCGCAGCCUGCAACUUUACCUUCAGAGGCCGGCUUGAAGCCGAUGAGGGACUUAAAGAGAGCGCUGUCUGACAAAAGUAGGGGUCCUGCACUUGGUGUAUUGGCAAAGGCGUUUCAUGACUUUUUCGUGGCGCGAGCGGAGAAUUCCGAGGUCAUUACGGGAUAUCAGGCGCAGCUACUCUCUAUGACAUGGAAAUACAUGAGGUCUCAUGAAGCCGAGCUUGAAGCUGAAGACUGGCAGACAAUGUAUUCUACAGAGAACCUUGAGAAUGUGCUGUUUGUCCUGUCAGAAGCCAAAUGCCUUCCGGAGUCGCGUGAGGCCGUUCUCAAGGUAGCUCGUUUCGCUUUUCUGGAGCUGUGUGCUGAUCAUGGCUAUGGUGCCAAUAAUAUCAGCCGACCUGCCCUCUCUGCCUAUAUCAAAUUUCAGGCCUUGAAUGGCAACCCGGAGGAAGCACGGCACGUUGUCGAGAGAUUUUGGGGCAGGCUGCGCAAGACCAAGCCCUCGCCAUGGCUUACAGUGAUGAGAGGCUUUGCCAUGAACAAUGAUAAGCAGCAACUCCGUUGGACCACCAAGAAAAAAUUCGAUGAGCUCGGUAUCAAAUUCGAUCGCGAAACUCACGAACAAUUGGUCAAAAUGCUCAUUGAGCAAGACUUACUGUCGGCUGUCAAAAUCAUGUAUGAGUGUCCAAUUUCUGGCGAGAACGAGCCCACGCUUGCUACCAAGAGAGCUGUGGUUAAUUAUGCCCUUCUCAAAUCCGAGAUAUCGUGGGCGAAGCCUAUCGUUGAGUCAGUCUCUCAGACGCCCAAAUCAGAGACUGUGGGCAUGAUGUUGCUGUGGGAAGCUGUUCACGGCAAGAGCGCUUCUGAGAUCUCGGAAAUGCUUCAGACAUGGACGUUGGAAGACCCUGACGUGAAGACAACGCUUACUGUCUCACACAUCAAUAACCUCAUUCAAUACGCCAAUUCCAUCAACAACCCGCAACUUGCCGCCGACUUUGCCGCGCUAACUUCUCAAUGGAAUGUUCUGCCAGAUACGCAAACACGUCUCCUGCGGUUGGAAGCUGAAAUUAUGGCCGGCGAUGUGAAACAGACGAUGAGGCUCCUAAGUAUGCUUUGCUUGUUGGGGAAAGAUGAUGCCUUGUACGAUCGCGUUUCCGCUUUUCUGGACCCGUUAUUUGAGAACAAUGUCCGUCUAGAGGCAGACACCCUCGCAGCACUGACGCAGCUCUUGCUCUACCGACACGACUGGGAAGGCGUCUCGGAAUUGCUUCGGCCCCGUCUCGGCUCGUACGACUCGGAGGAGAGGACGAAAAUCCGGCAGGCGCUCACCAAUCACAUCAUGGAUGCCACUCAGGAUAGUGCAGACGCGUGGGAGGCAUACGGAUUGCUGCAGGUCGCCUUUCCGGAAACAGGAGUGGGCAUGAGGACCGAGAUCAUGACGUCCUUCUUCAAGCGCAAAAGAGGCGACCUCGCGGUCCUCGUGUUUGGGCAUAUGCGCCAAGCGGAGGACUUCGCGCGGCGUCCAAAGCCCGAUACUUAUGCGCGAUGUUUCCAAGGCAUUGCUCAGAUGCAAGAUGCUAAAAACCUGGAGCUCGUCCACAACAUGCUCAAGUUGGAUGUAGAAGUCGACCUCAACAUUCGACUCCUGAACGAGCUGAUGCUGGCUUACGCCUGUUGUGAUAUGCCAGAUAAGAGCAUGGAGAUAUUCCGUGACAUUCUGCAGUCAGAGGAAGGGCCGUCAACCAGGACGAUCUGGGCCUUCUUCAAGAUGUGCGAGAGGCACCAUCAUGGAGCACAAGAGGCGAUGAGGAUGAUGGACAAGGUCAAACUACUCGAGAUCGAGGUGGACCGACGGCUGUAUAUGGCAUACGUCGAAGCGUUGGCUGCACAGUGCGAGUUUGAUCUUGCGACUGAGGCGAUUAACAAAAUGCAGGAGGAAAUCGGAUCCUCUCCGACUCACGACUCAAUUGGCCGCCUCUACAAUGCCAUUCCGUAUCAAUACUGGAAAGAUGAGGUUGAAAAGUGGGCCAAAGUGCACUACCCGGAGCAAUGGGCACAGCUUGAGAAACUCGAACGCACCGAUCAUGAAGAGGGCUUCAAGUUUGAGUUGGAUAGCCGAUCAUCCUGA